AUGGAUGGCUCUCUGCUCUUAGCUGCUCUCUAAGCUACAACCUGUUGCAAGACGCGUUACACCGUCCUUCGCCCUGAAUACUAUGAAUGCACUCGUUGCUACGAGACUUGCACUCCAUGCAACGUGCCCUGUGCUCCCAACAAUUCUCCGUGCGCAACCGCCUGUGGUCCAGCAAUCUGUGGUGCUGGCGGCUACGGCCCAUUCAAGGGUCGAGGCGGCUGUUGCU
Molecule: messenger RNA, 226 nt
Organism: Protopolystoma xenopodis
Lineage: Eukaryota; Metazoa; Platyhelminthes; Monogenea; Polystomatidea; Polystomatidae
Source: the annotation of a GenBank genome assembly